AUGGGCACUGACAUUCAACAACAGGGCACCAUCUACACGCUCAUCGUAGUGGCAGCUCUGGUCAUCGCGGCGCGCAUCUAUCUUCGCAUCGUCAUUCAGAAGCGACGACUCUUGGUUAGCGAUUUCAUCAUGAUCUUAGCUUGGCUCUCAGCGGUGUCGACAUCAGCUUUUGACAUUCUACUCAAAAAACACGGAGCAUUAGAGGCCCACAUUAAUUAUACUCUCACCAACUACGAGGCAGACUCGGUAGAAGAGUUUGAGCAUGUACUGAAGAUGAUCUGGGCCUCAGUCAUCCCAUUCUUCACCACGUUCUACCUCUGCAAGGCUGCUCUCAUUUCAGUCUACCUCCAACUAUUCCCACCGUUCAUGAAGAAGAGAAGGAUGCUAUUGUGGGCAACAAUCAUUUAUUGUGUGGCUGCCUAUAUCGUGUCAAUCAAAGAGCCAGAGAAAAUGUGCCCCGAAGAUGAUCUCAAGCUCGUUUUUGAGGUAGCUUGGGCUUUGCACUUCACCGGAAGUCUUGCUCUCUUUGCCCUCCCUUUCCUCAUCCUACAAAACCUAAACAUGCGGACCAAAACCAAGAUUGGCGUCUAUUGCGUCUUUCUUCUUGGCUUGAUUGACAUCGCCUUUUCUUUGACGCGAUUCUUGACAGUCCUUCUAAGUCAUGAUGGGAGCUUUCGAGCCAUCACAACAAUCGGUAUCGCGUUGGAUGUUUACGUCGGCCUCAUCAUUGCCUGUCUCCCCUCCCUCCGACCCUACCUCCGCCGCAACUUUGGAGCAUCUUACCAAUACGACUACAACGAGUCUGGAAGGGUGACAAAAUCGACAGUUACUCGAAGGCCAGGCCAAAGUGGGUUCGAGGAGCUUGGCGAAGGUCCAUACGCUGGACCAUCAACAGGCGGGAGCCGAGCGAUAGCGAGUCGUCAUGCUGCAGAGUCGGCCGAGUUUAGCACCGAUGGUGAUGACGACAAGAAGAGCAACAGGAGUGACAUUGAGCUCGUUAAUAUUAAUGUUGGAGCUAAUGGUAAAGAACGAGCCCAUGCCUAA
Messenger RNA from Fusarium vanettenii 77-13-4, 1044 nucleotides. RefSeq lists its product as uncharacterized. Bases 1 to 1044 code for a protein of 347 amino acids. The transcript has 5 exons. The record is from RefSeq and is a predicted model, not a curated record. NCBI's taxonomy places the organism in Eukaryota, Fungi, Ascomycota, Sordariomycetes, Hypocreales, Nectriaceae.